Messenger RNA from Psilocybe cubensis, 1167 nucleotides. RefSeq lists its product as uncharacterized. The record is from RefSeq and is a predicted model, not a curated record. NCBI's taxonomy places the organism in Eukaryota, Fungi, Basidiomycota, Agaricomycetes, Agaricales, Agrocybaceae. The transcript has 6 exons. The coding region runs from base 1 to 1167 and encodes 388 amino acids.
AUGCCUUCGCUCUUCGAACCCUGCGCGCCGCCCGAGUCCUCGCUCGCGCGCUACCGCUUGCUCUCCCCGACGGCCGGCGUGCACGUCUCGCCCAUCCAGCUUGGAGGGAUGAGUAUCGGCGACCAAUGGACGGAGCUCGGUAUGGGCUCCAUGGACAAAGAAUCGAGUUUUAAGCUCCUCGACGCGUUCUUUGAUCACGGCGGAAACUUUAUCGAUACCGCGAACGUCUACCAAGACGGCUCCUCCGAGCGCAUCAUCGGCGAAUGGGCAGAGAAGCGCGGGAUCCGCGACAGACUGUUCCUCGCGACAAAGUACACACAGAACAUCCACCUGCGCGACGCAUCGAUGCCCACACAAAAGCCGCUCUUCGUCGGGAACAACGCGAAAUCACUCCGGCUCUCCGUCGCACGGUCCCUAGAAAACUUCCGGUCGGACUAUAUCGAUCUGCUGUACGUCCACUUCUGGGACUGGGAGACGAGCGUCGAGGAGGUUAUGCAGAGUCUGCAUAAAUUGGUGGUGCAGGAUAAAGUUUUGUAUCUGGGCGCGUCUGAUAUGCCUGCGUGGGUCGUCGCGAGAGCCAACCAAUACGCGCGCGAUCAUGCGCUGACCCAGUUCUCCGUCUACCAAGGUGCAUGGAAUCUGAUGGACAGAGCUCUAGAAAGGGAGAUCAUCCCAAUGGCCAGAGCAGAGGGAAUGGCACUGGCGCCUUGGAACGUCCUCGCUGCUGGUAAAUUCCGCACGGACGAGGAAGAGCAGAAGCGAGAGGCCAGUGGAGAGAAUGGGCGCGGUGUAUUUGGCGACUGGAAACGCACCGAGAAGGAAAAACUCGUCUGCGCCGCUCUGGAGAAAGUCGUAGGCGAAGUAGGGACCAAAUCUAUCACUGCCGUGGCAAUCGCGUACCUGAUGCAGAAAACACCCUAUGUGUUUCCUAUCAUUGGGGGACGGAAAGUCGAGCAUCUGAUCCAGAACCUCGAAGCGCUGGACAUAUCGCUCUCGGACGAGCAAAUCAAGUACCUCGAGAGCAUUGUCCCCUUCGACCCCGGCUUCCCAUCGAACAUUAUCGGUGUUGGCACGCACUACAUUCGCGGGUUUACCGCCACUGCCAAUUUCGACAAGAUGCCUGCUUUGCAGCCCAUCAGACCGCCUCCAAAAAACGCUUCGACUUAG